Aspergillus costaricaensis CBS 115574 is the source of this 679-nucleotide messenger RNA. Its product is annotated as LYR motif-containing protein. The record is from RefSeq and is a predicted model, not a curated record. Gene Ontology annotation, biological process: mitochondrial respiratory chain complex III assembly. The transcript is spliced from 4 exons. Lineage: Eukaryota; Fungi; Ascomycota; Eurotiomycetes; Eurotiales; Aspergillaceae. Bases 179 to 526 code for a protein of 115 amino acids.
GUUGAUUAGAUCUUCUUCUUAUAUGUUUUGUUGUUUUUGACUGUAGUUUCUAUAUCAAGGAUUCUUUAUUUACAGAGCGACGAGCUGCAUUCGCCUGACGACAGUUUUUCUUUAUCAUCAGAUCACCCGCUACUAUCGCAAUUCAAUUCUUCCAUAAAUCUCAAUAAUCAACUUCAUAAUGUCCUCCCAAACCGCCUUGUCCGCACGCAGUGCUUACCGCCAACUCCUCCGCGCUACCCGCAUUGCCUUCCGGGAUGAUGUCCGUGUUAUGAUUGCUGCCCGUCAAGAGGCUCGCCGGAAUUUCGACAGCCACCGCCGCGAAGGCAUUGAUACUCCGAUGCAGAUCAACCAUGCGCUCGAAGUGGCGAACAUUCUCAGACACAACAUUGUCCAGGGUGUACGGGAACAAAAUGACGAGAAUGCCAAGUGGGAACUCCGCAUUCAUGACGACAUCGAGCGCGGCGAUAACGACACCAUCAGAGUUAAGGGAAAGACUGUCAAGGUGGACAAGGCAUGCUCGUCAUAGAGGGAGGAUUUUCCGUGUGGAAUCUGACUGUCUGGAAGCCUAUGCAUGGGUGAAAGGAUGACUGCAGACUAUGGCAUUUGCAGACUGUAUUAUAGUAUACCCAAACUUUUCUCUCUCCUUCCGGCGUCUUUGGGGGUAUUUUAUGGUUUAAUC